Messenger RNA from Rhinichthys klamathensis goyatoka, 1473 nucleotides. It is a transcript of the gene lims1, whose product is annotated as LIM and senescent cell antigen-like domains 1. NCBI's taxonomy places the organism in Eukaryota, Metazoa, Chordata, Actinopteri, Cypriniformes, Leuciscidae. The transcript is spliced from 10 exons. Gene Ontology annotation, cellular component: cytoplasm; cell-cell junction; focal adhesion. The coding region runs from base 121 to 1131 and encodes 336 amino acids. The record is from RefSeq and is a predicted model, not a curated record. Gene Ontology annotation, biological process: cell-cell adhesion; positive regulation of integrin-mediated signaling pathway; cell-cell junction organization.
AGGAAAACAUCUUUAUCUUAGAGUGAAGGGAAAAAAGUGGAAAAGCAACAGAUCUGAGGGGCGGUUUAUGCUGUCGAAUAAAAUCUGAAUCGUCUCUCAGGAUAAGUCGUGCUGUAGGGGAUGCUGGGGGUGGCAGAGAUGACGGGCAGCAACAUGGCCAAUGCCCUGGCAAACGCCUCGUGCGAACGGUGUAAAAGCGGCUUUGCCCCGGCGGAGAAAAUUGUCAACAGCAAUGGCGAGCUGUAUCACGAACAGUGCUUCGUCUGCGCCCAGUGUUUCCAGCAGUUUCCUGAAGGACUCUUUUACGAGUUUGAGGGAAGGAAAUACUGUGAGCAUGAUUUCCAGAUGUUGUUUGCUCCCUGUUGUCACCAGUGUGGAGAGUUUAUAAUUGGGCGUGUGAUUAAGGCCAUGAAUAACAGCUGGCACCCUGACUGUUUCUGCUGUGAUAUCUGCCAAGCCGUGCUCGCCGAUGUUGGAUUCGUCAAGAACGCCGGCCGCCAUCUCUGCCGUCCGUGUCAUAACCGCGAGAAAGCUCGGGGCCUCGGGAAGUACAUCUGUCAGAAGUGUCACGCCAUCAUUGAGGAACAGCCCCUCAUUUUCAAAAAUGACCCCUACCAUCCCGAUCACUUCAACUGCAGCAACUGCGGUAAGGAGCUGACUGCGGAUGCUCGCGAGCUGAAAGGUGAACUCUACUGCCUCCCCUGCCAUGAUAAGAUGGGUGUGCCGAUCUGCGGAGCAUGCAGGCGUCCAAUCGAGGGCCGUGUGGUCAAUGCCAUGGGCAAACAGUGGCACGUCGAGCAUUUUGUCUGUGCCAAAUGCGAGAAACCUUUCCUGGGACACCGUCAUUACGAGAGAAAAGGUCUUGCUUACUGCGAGACUCACUACAACCAGCUCUUUGGUGAUGUUUGUUACCAUUGCAACCGUGUGAUCGAAGGAGACGUGGUGUCGGCUCUGAAUAAGGCUUGGUGUGUGAAUUGCUUCUCGUGCUCGACCUGUAACACCAAGCUCACUCUCAAGAACAAGUUUGUGGAGUUUGACAUGAAGCCAGUGUGUAAGAAAUGUUACGAGAAGUUUCCUCUGGAGCUGAAGAAGAGGCUCAAGAAGCUUGCAGAGACCUUGGGCCGCAAGUAGAUCUCCUCGCCAUCUUUGGUGCUUUAAGAAUGAAUGGAGACCAAACUAAAUCUGGACCGCAUUUCAUUUCGGAUUAGUUUUCACUUGUGUCUUACUUUUAUCGUUCUUAAAAGUUUUUCCAUGAUUGAAAGUAGCCAGCAGAUUUUCUUUGGUCUCGUUCCAACAGAUUGUUCUUGUGUCUUAACACAAUGCAACCAAAACCAAAUACUUUUAUAAUGUUUAUUGAUAUAUAUAUAUGUACUCGCAUGUUUAUGAAGAUAAUGCAAGUUGUAGUCCCACUGUUCAGAGCAUGUUUUUGACAUUUGUUGCCUCGUAUGCAAUGCCACAGAACUUUUUCUCAAG